AUGUCAGAUGCAAAGAAAGCGAGUGCGGAAGGAGGGGAAGGAGGAGGAGGAGGAGACGGUUCCCUCAAGUCUCCGUCCUCCUUCAUUCAGGGAUCUGCGACGGCCAUCAAGAUCCUGAUGGGAGAGGACAAGGAAGGCAAGUCCUCCAGUCAGCUCCUGUCGAGGAUGCACGGAGCUGAGAUGGAUCAGUUCGCGGGGACAGUGGUAAGGAGGGGGACGCUGAGGAGGAAGGAUACUUUCAACCUGGUGAGCAGCAGUUUCACGGACGUGACGGUGGAGCUAAGGGAGAAGUUCCUGGUGGUGCUGGGGGGCGAGAAGGAGGAGGUGAAGGAGAGCUUCAACCUGCUGGACGUGGAGGUGGGGAAGUACGAGAAGAAGGGAGCAGUGGGUUUCACAGUCACUCAGAGGGAGCAUGGGAGGCUGUCGAUGAUGGCGAAGGAAGCGACGUUGUGCUGUGCGAGCGAGGAGGAUAGAGAUCAGUGGAUCGAGGCGCUGAGGGAUCUACACGAGAAGGCGAAGACGCAUGCAGAGAACAACAGGAUCAUGUGCGAGAAAGCUGCGAUGAGGGUGAAGGAGGAGGCAGAGGCCUUGAAGAUGCGAUUGGAGGAAGAGGCGAAGAAGCGGGAGAUGGAGAACGCAGAGAAAAAGGAGAGAGAGGAGAAGGAGCAGAAAGAGCGGGAAGAGAAGGAGAGGGAGGAGAAGGAGGAGAAACAAGAGCUGGACGAAGAAAAGUCGGAAGAGGAGAAGGAGGACAAGGGAGACAAUGACAAUGUCAGUGAUGCAGACAAGGCAAGCGAUGAGGCCAAGACCGAGGAGCAGGAGCAGGAGCAGGAGCAGGAGCAGGAGCAGGAGCAGGAGCAGGAGCAGGAGCACAUUCCAGCUGAAGACAAAAACGGAGGAGGAGACGACAUCGGAGAAGUAGGGGAUGGUGAAAGGAGGAUUGAGCGGGAAGAAGAUGAAGCGAUGCAGAAACAUGGAGGAGACUGGAGGGAAGGGGAGGAACAGCAGGAUCAUCGAUGGGACGUGGAUCCAGAGAUGAAUCAAGAUGGAGAAGUUGAGGAGGAGAACGUGGAAGAAGAAGGCGCACAGGAGGAGAAGGAGGCAGAGCAGCAGCAGCAGGAGGACGAUGGAGAAGAAGAGAUUUCGUUCAAGAGCGUGAGCGAAGGUCAAGACUCGCCUGCAGAUGAGAGUCUUGCAACUCUCCCAAGUUUGCCGUGCAAGUGCUCGAGUCCGGGCGAGGAGGAGGAGGUCAUCCUUCAGCAGGAGAAGGACGAACAAGAAUCGCCCGUGCUGCUUGAGGCAAGCAACGAGGAGAAGAGAGUUUCCAACAAGGUUGAUAAUGAGGAAGAGCAGCAGCAGGAGCAGCAGGAGCAAGCGGUAGAGCAUGUGCAGGAACAGCAGCAGAACCAGGAACCGGAACAGGAAAAGGAACAGGAACAGGAGGAAGAGGGCAGUGAAAGAGCUGCUGAAAGAGCUGCUGGGUCAGCCGAACUGAAAGAAGAGGAAGGAGCUCGCGAUCAGUGGUCGACCGUAGGGUUGAAGGAAAGCGACGAGAGUCUCGUUGACCUUCCAAGUCUCCCGUGCAAGUUGUCGAGCACAGCAGGAGAGGAUGAGGAAGAGGAAGAGGACGAGGAGUCCAGGCAGGGCCGAGGGGAGGACGAGUCGUUCUGCCCAUCGGCAUGCGCAGCAUCAGCACUGUAUGAAGAAGAUGUUAUCAUGAUCCCACAGCCAUCUCAUCAUGGUGAAGAUGAGCACGGAGACAUUCUUGGCAAACAGCAGGAGCAGGAGCAGGAGCAGGAGCAGGAGCAGGAGCAGGAGCAGGAGCAGGAGCAGGAGCAGGAGCAGGAGGGCAGGGAGGCUUGUCUAUCUGCCUCACAGCAAGUAUGCAUGGAAGGAAAUGAGCUGGUGAUGGUCGGGGGUGAGACGUCGAAGAGCGAAGAAGAGCAGCGAGGAGAUGAGGCGAAAGAAGCAGACGGGCUGGAAGGAGGAGAACACGAAGACAAGCAACCGAGACAGCAGGACGACGAGGAAGACAAGGAGGAGGAGAGAGAAGGGGAGCGAGAGGAGGACGAUCGGCAAGGGCAGCAGCGGAACGAGCAACACCAGGACGGAGCUGAGGAGGAGGGAGGAGACGGAGAUGAAGGGCGUGGAGGAGGCCAGUCAGAGGAAGGCAGACAAGGACGAGAGGGCGAGGAGCGAGAUCAGAAUCAUUCUGAACUGCAGACGAGCAUGCAAGGAGCGCCGCAUGAGCUCUCAGCUAUCGCUAUGAGCCCCAUCCCCCGUCUCAGCUGCCCUUCCCCUGGCUACCUUCAGCUGGCGAUGCGGGGGAACAACGUGGAAGAGUUUCAGAUGGGGAGCGAGACUGGGAUGGAGGAGAGAGGAGGUGGGAGGCGAGGAGAGGAGAAACAGGAGGAGGCUCGGCAGGUUGCAGGAGGAGGAGGAGGAGGAGGAGGACGUCACGACGAACAAGUCAAGAUGGAAAUGAUAAGGAGAAGCCUGGUGGAGUUGCUGAAGGACAUUCAGGAGAUGCAAGAUAUAGUCAAUGUGCAGCAACAGCCAACGAUGGUUGUUGAAGAAGUGGAGCAAAGGGAGGAGAAGCAAGCUGAUGAUGAUCGUCGAGUUGACACACAUGCCCAGGGAGGUCAGGGGGUGAAGACAUUCGCUGAUGUCUCGUCGUCGGCUGCUCGCCAUGCCAUCAACAUUGUGAAGGAGGAGAUCCAAAGGAUCGAGAAGCUGAUCAGGAAGCUGGUUGCGCUGAGAAAGAAAAGGGGGGGGGGAGGAGAGAAGGAGCAGGAAGAAGAGGAGGAGGAGAAGGAGAAGGGAAGGGAGGACGAGAAGAAGGGGAGUGGGGAGGAGCAGGAGGAGGAGGGUGGGGUCAACCAGCAAAGGGGAGCGGAUGCAGCAGACAGGCAUGCCAAGCAUACCUUCGCAAAUCUCAAGCUCCUUCCCUUCAACCCCCGGGUUAUCGUCGCGCACGUGGGACAGGCGAAGCAGAACAUGCUGCAUGCUAUCAAGGCUUCAGCGGGCGAUGGAAAUGCGCAGGAAGGGAAGGAGGAAGUGAGAGAAGCAAUUCAGCCUGUGGCGAGGCAGGAGGAGAGCAAACAGAUGGAAUUCUCCGCCAUGAGCUCUGACGCCGACCAACAGCAAGAGGAGGAGGCAGCAGUGGUGGUGGAGCAGGCAACAGCCGCCACAGCAGCAAGGGAGGAGGAGCAGGUGAAGGAGGAGGAGCAGGUGAAGGAGAAGGAACCCGUUGCUGCAGAAGAGUCAGAGGAGGAGGAGGGUUGGAUGCAGGAUUGA
Messenger RNA from Guillardia theta CCMP2712, 3297 nucleotides. RefSeq lists its product as hypothetical. Lineage: Eukaryota; Cryptophyceae; Pyrenomonadales; Geminigeraceae. The record is from RefSeq and is a predicted model, not a curated record. The transcript is spliced from 10 exons. Bases 1 to 3297 code for a protein of 1098 amino acids.